UGCACAGAGGCCGUGGGCCACUAUACGAAUGGAAAAAGGCAACAAAAAGGCACAGCCGCAGCUGCUCAAAACUCCUGUUGCUAACGGCAUCAUAGAAAGAGAUGAAACCACUAUGGAGAAAGAAAUUGCAGGUCUGCAUCGAGUGGACUUCGAGUUCUCCGACAUAUUCUAUUUCUGCAGAAAAGGCUUUGAGGCCAUCGUGGAGGAUGAAGUCACCCAAAGGUUUUCUUCCGAAGAGCUGGUCUCCUGGAAUCUCCUCACAAGGACUAACGUCAACUUCCACUACGUCAGCCUGCGGCUGACUGUUGUGUGGGUUGUUGGGGUUGUGGUGCGGUACUGCUUCCUGCUGCCCCUCCGCUUUACGCUGGCUGCCAUUGGGAUUACCUCGAUGAUUGUGGGGACCACAGUGGUAGGGCAGCUGCCAAACAGCAGUGUGAAAAGCUACCUGAGUGAACUCGUCCACCUCACGUGCUCCCGGAUCCUUGUUAGAGCGCUCUCUGGCACCAUCCAUUACCAUAACAAGGAAAACAAACCUCAGAAAGGCGGCAUCUGCGUGGCCAACCACACGUCGCCGAUAGACGCCAUCAUUCUGACCAACGAUGGCUGCUACGCGAUGGUUGGCCAGGUUCACGGUGGGCUCAUGGGCGUUAUUCAGAGAGCCACCGUCAAGGCCUGUCCUCACGUCUGGUUUGAACGCUCAGAAGUGAAAGACCGCCACCUAGUGACAAAAAGGCUGAGAGAACAUGUGGCAGAUAAGAGCAAACUUCCAAUUUUAAUUUUUCCAGAAGGCACCUGCAUCAAUAAUACGUCUGUGAUGAUGUUCAAGAAGGGGAGCUUUGAAAUAGGAGGGACAAUCUAUCCUGUYGCAAUCAAGUAUGAUCCGCAGUUUGGAGAUGCCUUCUGGAACAGCAGCAAAUACAACAUUGUGAGCUACCUGCUGCGAAUAAUGACCAGCUGGGCCAUUGUGUGCAAUGUGUGGUACAUGCCACCCAUGGUUAGAAAGGAAGGAGAAGAUGCCGUUCAGUUUGCCAACAGAGUGAGGUCUGCCAUUGCUCAACAGGGAGGACUGACCGAGCUUCCUUGGGAUGGAGGCCUGAAACGAGCUAAAGUCAAGGACACUUUCAGGGAAGAACAGCAGAAAAACUACAGCAAGAUGCUAGUAAGAAACGGAUCAAUAGGAAAUCUGUCUACAGGAACGGAGUCAGACUGAACGGUGGUUUUCUUGCRCAAAUUUUGCACAACCAGCCUUAGCAGGAAUAAUUGUUUUUAAUUACAAGGAAAAAAAAGAGCAAUGAAUCCCUCUUGUCAUGUGUGUGCAUAUUCUCUGUGUGGCUGGUGCAGAGCCUGCCGGGGCAGUGUCUCUGUAUCUCUCCCUCCUUCGCCCUUUUCCCCCUCCCUCUGCUAUCUCCUCCUCAUCUUCACUGUAAGCAUGAUGAUACACUGCUGUGAUGUGGCUCCUGGUAAGGACUGGAGAGAGUUCAGGGACGCAAGCACCAAAAGCAGCACUCUGCUUGUUCUGAAUUGGUAAGGCUGGGGCAAGUACCCUGAACAGAAGCUCCYGGAACACUGGUUGUGCAGGUACUGCGUGGUUGUGGUAACUGGCAGCUUCACACGCAGCCGAGUUGUUUGUUUUCUCCCUGAUGCUCCCAGGCUUGUUGGGAAUUUGUAUAUAAUGUGGUUUAGGAUGGUGUCAAAAUCAGGGCUGACUCUGGUUACCUUGCCUAGGGUGUGUGUGGAGGAGGGUGGCAAGGACUAUAGAUCCCAAAGGCUAGAGAAGGAGCUGCUGGGCCCAAAGUGCAGCUUGAGGACAUGGGGAAUUUGGCAGCCUUGUGACAUGMGAAUGACUUCAUGGGAACUUGAGUCUGAAGGGUGAUGUGAAGAGCCAAACCCUCCACCUUGCUGUCUACUGCUACUGUUCAUUUGCCUUUCUUCAGGCCAGGAGAGCUAUCUUAAGGGUAAGACCCAGUAGGCAGCUGAAGAGGUUAGAUUGUGGCAGAUGGGUUCUGGGAAGUGGAUUUGCAAGGUUACUUUUCUGGAGGAAAAAGAAGUAUUGCUAAUGGCUUAAAGGUCUUAAGAGUAUAACUCUAGAUCCACUGUGAUCUGGGCCAGCAAUAGCUAUGACAACUCUAAACAGGAUCCAUAAGUCAUCUGUGAUACAAGUGGCAUGUUGAAAACUAUAAUGU
Molecule: messenger RNA, 2183 nt
Organism: Nothoprocta perdicaria
Lineage: Eukaryota; Metazoa; Chordata; Aves; Tinamiformes; Tinamidae
Product: glycerol-3-phosphate acyltransferase 3
Exons: 12
Coding region: 29-1210 (393 amino acids)
Biological process (GO): triglyceride biosynthetic process
Cellular component (GO): endoplasmic reticulum
Molecular function (GO): glycerol-3-phosphate O-acyltransferase activity
Source: RefSeq, a predicted model, not a curated record